AUGAAGUUGAUAUCCCCUCUCAGCUCGUUUCUUCUCCUCUGUAUCUCAGUCACCAAUGCAUUGCCCAGUAAUGUCUGUACGGACAAUCUGGACGCAAUCAGCGAUAUAGCGAAGGCACAACUGGGUCCCGUCAUGGACGAACUGGUCUGCAGUAAAGGUCUAAAGCCCGGGAAAGCAGACUGGAAAUGGCUCGAGCCCCACUUCCAGGAUGUCAUCAAGAAUCUCAGAGAAUGCCCCCAGAAACCAGUUUUACCAAACUACAAACCAAAAGUCCAAGUCCUUGGAGACAGAAUUGUGCAGAGAUGUACAAAGGCCUCCCACAAUUACUGCAACGAAGAAGAUCUGAAGGCGAUCAAAAGUUGCGCAGUCUCGGAAGCAAUGGGAUGGGGUAUAAUGAACAUGGAUAUGCUGAAAUACACCGAUGAUAAAAACUGUGAAAAGCUCGUCCAAUGCUUGAAGGAGCCAGAAACCUGGGUUUUUGGUAAAGAGUUGAUAGCACAAUAUGCCAAGUAUAAAGAGUUAGUCGUUGAGAAGGUCCCCAAAUGA
This is a messenger RNA of Aspergillus bombycis, 546 nucleotides long. RefSeq lists its product as uncharacterized. The record is from RefSeq and is a predicted model, not a curated record. The coding region runs from base 1 to 546 and encodes 181 amino acids. The transcript has a single exon. Lineage: Eukaryota; Fungi; Ascomycota; Eurotiomycetes; Eurotiales; Aspergillaceae.